Phaeoacremonium minimum UCRPA7 is the source of this 351-nucleotide messenger RNA. RefSeq lists its product as hypothetical. NCBI's taxonomy places the organism in Eukaryota, Fungi, Ascomycota, Sordariomycetes, Togniniales, Togniniaceae. The record is from RefSeq and is a predicted model, not a curated record. The transcript has a single exon. The coding region runs from base 1 to 351 and encodes 116 amino acids.
AUGUCGGUCUCGAAUUCGUCAGAGGGCUCCAUGCCACAAAAGGAGGGCGUGGUUGACCAACAUACCACCGACAAUGCCUCAGAUGCCGAGGAUUACAAGGGUGUGACGGCAGAGAUGGCAGAAGACACCAUUCAGGAUUUCUGGGAAGAUGUGGAUCAUGAUUGGCAGUCUUCUAUACAAGACUGGGUGGAAAACUUCCAAAUGGAAGAGCAGGAUGUUAAGGAAGCCCACUCAGAGCGGCAAAAGCUGCUCGCUACAUUCAAGAAAAAUAACAAUCGCGCACAGUUUUGGAACUCGCAGGUAAAUCUUCUUUCCGAGAUUUUCAACAAACUAGCCAAGAAGGACGUUUGA